This is a messenger RNA of Harpia harpyja (harpy eagle), 8264 nucleotides long. RefSeq names its product vesicle associated membrane protein 7 (gene VAMP7). Lineage: Eukaryota; Metazoa; Chordata; Aves; Accipitriformes; Accipitridae. Gene Ontology annotation, biological process: exocytosis; vesicle fusion. Bases 4342 to 5004 code for a protein of 220 amino acids. The record is from RefSeq and is a predicted model, not a curated record. Gene Ontology annotation, molecular function: SNARE binding; SNAP receptor activity. Gene Ontology annotation, cellular component: SNARE complex; membrane. The transcript has 8 exons.
GGUGCAAGAAUGUCGCGCUUCUUGGGCUUAAAAUGAACAAAUAAACUACAGGGCUUAAUGUUGGAAUAUCCUUUAAAGAAAUAACAACUUGUAGAUGCCAAGGAAAGGUUAAAGGGAAGUGUAGGCUAUGUUCUGCUGAAGUCACCGUACUUAAACGAUCUUCUUAUUGCAGUCGGGCAGUUUGCAACUUGCAGGGUUGCAACAUCUACGCUUGUUUCAUGUUUAAAGCCAGUAGUAAUGUGAUGGCCCUUGCUUUCUGUAAAGAGGAUUUCUGGUAAUAUAAGCAGUAACCUCUUCUAUCACUUGUUGGCACUAAGGCAGUGAAUCUUCUGGUCGAGAAGAAUGGAUGAGUCCCCCUUGGCUGGCAAGGGCAUUACUGCUGAUGGAGGAUGGGUGCAGUUUUCUGGGUUCACUUCUUGCCCCAGUUGUCUUAACUGCCAUCCAACGGUUUAUUCUAGAUCUUCAGUGAAGUCAGAGCAACAAAAAAGUUGUUUUGUUGUCUCGCUUGAAAGUCAUAAAUCCUCCCUACUGGAGAUUUAAACGUGGCAUUGAAGACUGAACUUGUGUUUCUGACGUUCUUUAAGAUGCUGCAGGUUUUUCUGUGCCCUUCUGUCAAAUACCAUGAGAGACCUUGUAGACAGCACCACGCUGCAUCUUGCAGCGUGACUUGCAAUGAGUAAAUAGUCGUUGUGAUACAAGUGCAAUACUCGCCUUUGUGCUUCAUCUCCGUUAACUGCCAAAUGCUUCUGGCACUGCUUAAGGAGCUCUUUGGAUCCGUGGUGUUUCCUGGGUGGCUGAGGAAUGCAGCCUGUUCCCCCCCUCCCUCCUGAUUUGGAGCCUUUCCAUGCAAGACCUACCCGAUAUCUCUAAGUGAGUUUUUCUUUUAGGAAAGUUUGGUCUUGGCUACUUCCAGCCAUUCAAUAUUGUAAGUUUAGAUAGAAAACAGCUGUGAUCUCUAGGUUAUACAAAAGGGUUGAUUGUAAUGGAUUUAAUUCCUGACUUGUAACUUCUGAGGAGAGAUGUUCUCCAGCAGUUUAACAAAUUUGUAUUACUAACAAAAGUAAUACAUGAGUUUUACAGGGCUGCAUGAGAUGCUGCUUAUUGUUAAUCUGGUUUACCUCAUUUAAUCCAUUCUGCUCAAAGCUGGGGGCAAGUGUCAUUGUAAAGUACGUGGCUAUUGUCUCCUAAGUAAGGCUGAGGACUGUGAAUUCAGUGAGUUGAUUUCCUUGCUGCCGCAGGACUGUGGGAUCCUACAGUGUCAGUGAGUGUCACCUUACUGCUGAACUCUCACCUCACUAAUGUGAGUUCUGCAAAUAUCCAGUAUUAAAAGAAUGGAGACUUCUAGAAGUUGUCUAAUCCACUUUAUAAUCCUCAGUUUGAACCUGGAGUUCUUCUGCUCUGGGAAUUAAGGUGUCUCUUUGCUUGUGUGGGCUUUGUAGUUCUGAGGUUAGUCGCUCACUGCCUUGCAGGCUGCUGAUCUUUGGUGGUGUGUGUGGCAGGGGGAGGGUUUGUGAAUGUUUUUUCUUUUACAACUGCUCCUUUAUAUUGGUCCUGUUCAUUGAGUGACUGCAAUGUGAAGAGAUUGGUUGUGAUACUUGGCAGUCACCUGAUUGCUCAAGAGGCUUAGUCGUGUUUGUUUAUUCCGGGCUGUGACCUGGUGGUGUACCAUGCACUGACACAGUUCUGGUUCAGUUGCUGGACUGGCCAAAACAUUGCAGAUGACCGUAUCUUGGUGGAUCUGAAGCGAUGUGAUUGUAUAAUAAAUUCUGCUUUGUUUAGUUAGUAUUGUUGCAGAUCAGUGUGCUGUUGUAACUGUUCACAAAUUGUUUGACUCGUGGUGCUCAGCAGUUCCUCGUUGUUAGGAAAACUAGGGUUGGUAGCACCUGAAGAGAUUAGGUGUUGAGUGAGCAGAAAACAGAAUAAAGUGCAGUUUGUGUCUUCUGGCUAUAUUAGUAAAAGCUAAGGUGUAGGACAGGGCAUGAGUCUAAGUUUGUAGAGAAUCACUUUUGAAGCACUGGACAGUUGAAUUUUUUUUUUUUUGGCCACAGGUAUUACUUUUUUGCUGGGAAAAUGUGUGCUCUCUGUAGCCUUGUCAGACAGGAGUGAGCUGCUGUCUCUUUAAUCAGGAAAAACUAGGAACACUUGCAUUGCAGUUAAUCAUUUCUUUUUACAAGAUCAGAAUCAGCUGUGUGGCUGCCCUUGUCUCUGGUGUGAUAAGCAUUUAACUCGAGUUAUCCAAGGUUUAGUUUUGUUUCAUGUUUGUGUAUAAACAUGUGAGGUCUAUGUUUUUCCUUGGCUUCUCUUCUGCUUCAGCUUCUUCAGGUGGAGGUAGUGGCUCCUGCAGGAAGGUUCCAAAGAGUUACUCAUUCCUUUAUGUUUUACUGCUCCAUGCCAUGUCCAAAUGCUCCAAUCUUAAAUGCUGUUGUGAGCAUCAGGCCAGAGCUCUUGGUGUUUUCAAGUCUGUGGAGGGGGGACUUGUGAUUAGUAACUUACUCAGCUUGUCUUUAACUAGAGGUAGGUGAGCCUUGACUUAGAGCACUGGAGUUGCACUUUGUGACCCUCAGACUUGCAUGUCUGUAGCACUGUGCUUUGAAGAGCCAAGAGCAGUUUUUUUUAAGGCCAGAGGCAGCAAACUAUUACUGGAAUCUGUGACUACUUUUUCUGCUCUAAUGCAAUCAACAUGUGGUUGAUGCAGCAAUUUAAGGCUGGCUUAAAAAAAAAAAAAAGACAAGCAAGCUCUGCUAGGUUGGCCGUGUAAGUCUUCUGUGGCAUGAUGUCAGAGAGCUCAGUGCUGGGAGCAUGCCCGAACAGUUUGUGUGUAUGCAGGCUGACCAGUCUGUGGGCUCUUCUAGAUACAGCUUUCUGGAAGGAAGUUUGGAUUUUCUGUAGCGGGGCAGCUCUAAAACACUCUCAGCAAGAUGCGAUCUGGCAGGCUGGUUUGGUGAAGCUGGAAGGAAAAGGUUGUGGUCAGGCUUCUAAGAGGCUUUGCAAAUGACUUGGCGCUCUGCUUGUCAUGUGAUGUUCUUGGUAGUUCAAGUGUUGCAAGAGAUGAUAGGAUGCCUUGGAAGCGUGUUUUUAAAUUCCUUUAAGGCAUUUGCUCUUAAACUGGGGCUGCUGGGACUUCAUAGGCCCUUGUAUAACUCUUAAUUAUUCCUGUAUGAGAAGAGCAGUGUGGUGAACAAGAGCAGCCCUAAAGCUCAAGUACUGUGAGAGUCAUAACCUCAACUGGGGCUGGACUGUGGAUCUGACUUGGUGGGCCACCUGCUUUGCUGCUUGAAGAUAUGACUUGCUCUUCAUAGUAUUUCUCCCUGGAAAAAAAAUCCUGAACAUCUGUGGAGCAAGUGAUUCUCAGUGUUGCAGAUGGCUGUACUGAGUCAGACUGAAGGUGGGUCUGACUGUGUGAGUGGUGGGAUGCCUGGGAAAGAGUGGAAGAAUAGAAGAAACUCAUGAUAAACUCUUAGGCUCCAGUGAGUGGCUGCUUGGGUGAUAUUUGUUUAAUAGUGAUUCUUUUCCUCCAUAAACAUGUCAGUUACUUUCUGAACUCAUGUGAACUCUUUUCCUCCAUGAUAACAUGUGGGAACGAGCUGCACUGUGUGAGGAACUACUUCCUUCUGCUGGAACCUGUUCUUGAACAUUCUUUCAUUUUUGUGUUACAGAUAGUGAGUAAUCAUGACUUUCUUCUCUGCUUUGUAUUCUUUCUUCUUGGGUAUCUUUGUGCUGAGGAGUUUCCUUAGAAAGUGAGUAAGGGGAAAAACUUUUACCCUUGCUUUCCUCUAUUCUGGAACUUCCAUAAUCUUAUUCAGGUGGACAUAGACACUACUCAAUGGAGUGUAAUAAGCACCACCUGUCCUUAUGUUUAAAGGUCACCUCCUCUUAGAUGUAAAAGAACUUGGUUUUUUUCUGUGAUGCUGACAGAUUAUGUUAGAGGGCAGUUGUGAACCUGCAAGCCAGCAUACCUUUGACUGUGGGAGGAAACAAACCUAGCUGUUUGUCACCUCUUUAUACCGACAUUUUUAAAUGAGCUGGAGUUUGCUUGCUUCUGUCUGGAAGGGAGGGGGACAAGGCAGGGGAACAGCUGUUUGCAGACCCCAAUUCCUUCACCAGUAGUGAAAGGGGGGCUGCUAGUCUGGGCACUCUUCACCUCCCUUCUUCCUAACAGGCUUUGUGCAAGCAUGUCAGCUGGAUAUAAAACUUGUUUAAAUCCCUAAGCCGUGUCCAGAUGAGGUUGGCACCUUGGUGGGAGCGGUGGAUGGGGAACAAUUGGUGCAUGAGUACUUGGAUGCAGUAAGUGAGAACAAGGGAAGCCGUCAUACCAAAAAGAGCAGCAGGUAGUGUGAAGUCAUGGCUAUCCUGUUUGCUGUUGUGGCGAGGGGCACAACCAUCCUUGCCAAACAUGCCUGGUGUGGAGGAAACUUCCUGGAGGUGACAGAGCAGAUCCUGGCGAAAAUACCAUCUGAAAAUAACAAACUGACCUAUUCACAUGGAAAUUAUCUGUUCCAUUACAUCUGCCAAGACAGGAUUAUAUACCUCUGCAUCACAGAUGAUGACUUUGAAAGAUCCAGAGCCUUCAACUUCCUGAAUGAAAUCAAGAAGAGGUUUCAGACCACAUAUGGCUCAAGAGCACAGACAGCCCUUCCCUAUGCAAUGAACAGCGAGUUCUCAAGUGUCUUAGCUGCACAGCUGAAGUACCACUCGGAGAGCAAGGGCACUGACCAGGUGGCAGAGACGCAAGCUCAAAUCGAUGAACUUAAAGGAAUCAUGGUUCGAAACAUAGACCUUGUGGCACAAAGAGGAGAGAAGCUGGAGUUGCUGAUUGAUAAAACAGAGAAUCUUGUGGAUUCGUCAGUCACUUUCAAAACUACCAGCAGGAACCUUGCUAGAGCCAUGUGUAUGAAGAACCUCAAGCUUACUAUCGUCAUCAUCAUUGUAUCAAUUGUUAUCAUCUAUAUCAUUCUAUCGGCUGCCUGUGGUGGGCUUGCAUGGCCAAGCUGUGUGCAGAAGUAACUGGAGGCAGCUGGUGCUGGUCACCUGGAGAUGAGAAUCACAGGAGUGUGAAGAAGCAACCUACAGAAUAACUCUUACUCUUUCACUACUGACACCUUCUCAUUCUUCCAUCCCUCCAGGACCUCAGACUUUUUUGCCUUAUCACCCCAAACAGGCCCAGCUGGUCACUGCUUCUAUGCAGCUGUAACCUCAAGAAUGGGCUGUUUUAAAUUACUUGAAGGGAUUUUUUUUUUUUUUGUUUCUUUUUCUGUCCCAACUACAACCUUCUCAGCUGGGUGGGCAGUAUGUCCAGCUCUGGAGGAUUAUGUGCAUGCUCGCCCAUGUGUCCAUGUAGCUUUGCACUUUCAUGUGAGCCUGCAAGUGGAGAACAAUACUGCUAGCAACUGUCCUACCCCUGGGGAUGGUGUUAGAGUGUAGUUCGGAGUGGGCUGAGCCUAACUAAUGGGGGAGGGACAAGAUGGGUGCACGUGUGCAUUUCCACUUUCUACAAAUAUUGGAGAUCCAGGUGCCUCUCCCUGCAUAUCUGGCCUCGCGAGGUUCUGUAGCGUUUCAACGCGUAGAGGUUGCCAGUGGAAUCUUGGUAGUAACAGAAAGGGCUUUUGGGCCAGGGCUUUAUGCACUGUGAGAUGUAGGUGCUGCCCCUGUAUGAAACCUCCCUUUUCCUGGAGGUCUUUCUACAGGUGGUAGGAGAGGGUGUUGGGUCACCUCAGCAUUUUGAAAUGGCUGCCUCUUCAUCCUCACUUCUUCCUCAUCUCCCCCCCCUUAAUUUGUGGCUAAAUCGAUACAGUAAAGGAGAUGGUUGCAUAUAGUUACGGUUGCAGUAAUGUAUCUGCUUUCUCAUGUUAUUUCUCCUGUUCUUCUUUUGAGGGUGGACUAAAAUGAAUACUAAUGCUAUCACUUGCCAAGGUGAAAUUGGGGGCCAAUCUAUUGAUCUGGCUUGACAAGGUGUCAGGUAGCUGCUGCUUGUGCUUCUACUCUGAAGGUGUGCGCCAAAAACUGAGGACAGAGAAGGGACAGAAGGUUGGAGCUGAUGGAUGGUUACUUUCUCUAUGGUCUGAAAAAGACAGGCUUUUUCAGAGGAUGUAGUAACAUGUGCUCCUCUGAAAAGAAAAAAAACAAAACCAAACCCAAGGCUAAUAACCAAAUGUAGGAUCAGGUAUGCUGAUGAUGUGCUGCUCUCAGAGGAGAUGGGGACAGCUUUGCCUGCUCUUGGAAGCUGUGAGCACUGACUGUGUUUCUGUCCCAGCUGGAUGUCUGAAUUGUCAGGCCAGUCCUGGCUGCCUGGAGCCAAAGCUGUUGUUGCCUGGGGUGAGGGGCGUAGGGACUUGUGUCUUGUAUCUUACAGGCUCAUUUCCAAGAGAAGAAAUGGAAACAACUGAAAUCUUACAAAACCAUCAGAUGGUCAAAGGAAGCUGCAUCUUCUUGGUCCAGGGACGUGGCUUCUAAUGGUGGGUGGAAGCUGUCGCAGUAUGGGAAGGGGAGGCUUAAUGUGUGACUAAACUUGAGGACUUGGUUGGUGCCAUGGGUUCCCUGCAGCAGGCAGGGCAAGGACAUGAAAUGGCUGCUCCUUCAGGUGCUUUUUGUUACACUGACCUUGGAGCUUUCCAGCAGGUGCCAGGUAAAGAGCUCUCCUGUAAACUUGUAUGCUUAUUUGGAUUUGUCUUCUACUAGGCUGAAAUUUAACUAAGGGUAAUCAGAUCUUGAUGUCCAGAAAGUGUCAGUGGGUCUGAUCAGCGCUGUGGUCACUGGCAUCUGUUUCUAUUUGUGUUAAUCAAAUGUAAAGCUUAGAGAAAGACUUCCUCCCUCUUACCUCCUGCUCUUACAGCCACCCACAGUUCAGUGUACAAUUGUGCAUGUUUUAGGGAUUGUUGAUGUUACUGUGUUCAUUUCUAUGAUUUGUUGUCUUAUGUACAAAUACUUUUUAAAGAAAAUACUUCCUUUCCUUUUAAAGGAUGCACAGAGGCAUUAGUGUAAAAACAAAGUUAACUUGAUUUAAAUAAAAUUACUGUACAGAAAGCAGAUUUCCUUAGUUUUGUGGAAGGUGGGUCUAGCACUAGAUAUAGAGUGUUGGCAAGAACUCCUCUGUGAAACCAGUGUGUACCAGAGGCUUGGUGUCACCCCGCAUGGCUGCUCAGAGGAAUCGCGUGUGGAAGUCUUGCUGUGAAAUAGUUUCCACAAUGGCUGUGUAAAACCUCUCGGCUUUGGAAGGGUUGUGCCUUGGUUCCGAUGCAGGUGCUAGAGCCUGCUGUGACUUGAACAGGGGCUUGUUUCUGGUGGUGGAAAGAAUCUGCUUCUCCCUGUUGUGAACUCGGAGAGUCUGUGAGUGCCUGGGACAAAGGGACACUGAGGGACACAGGACAAGGUGCCCACUUGCUCAGAGCAUUUGUGGGUGGAAAGGAUACAAAAGGAAGAGUGGUGACACAGACAGUGGAGUGCUGUUAUUACUUGGAAGCUAAAUGAAAGGUGUGUGAGAACUUUAAGGCAUUUUUCAGUGAUCUAAAACCCCACUAUCUUGAGGGAAAUCCCCAGGAAUGGGUGCCUUUCCUCUUCUCUAGUCACAGCUGGGAAGAACCCACUUUUUCCAGAAGAGUUUGAUACAGACUGACCUACUGCUCGCUGUCGUGCAGUAGAGCCUCUCUGUAAAAACUCUGUAGCCUUUCAUCUACCUCGGGAAUGUUAAAUGCUGAUGUAGUAUUAGGUUUUGGAAGCAGGCUCAUGCAUCAGUAUGAGGGAGUUGGAUUUCCUCUUAAGCUUGCAGAAACUGCUAAGAGUUCUGUUGAUUGUUAUCUUGGUUUGAGGCAAGGUAGCAUUCUAAUGGUAUCUGCUGGGCCUCAGGAUGAUCUAGAAUAUAAAAAUCUGAAGGAAGAUCACUUGGUAUGAGAACAGCUUAGAAAAAUGAAAGGAUGAAACUUAAAUUAACACCUCAUUAGCAUGAUAGUUCUUACAGAGCUGGGUUUUGUGCGUUUUCCUGAUCUAUGGCCCAAAAAGCAAACAAAUGGCCCUCUCCUGAAGUGGGACAGCCAUCUUCAAGUGCUUGUCAGCACUGGAUUUAUACUUAAAAUGCCCAUGAAUUUGAGCAGAACCUAACCUCAGAGUAAGGCCCUGGUUAACCUUUUUGCUUACUUCUCUUAGCCUCUGGUCUGUCUAGGAAUGUGUAUCCAAAUCCCUGUCUCUGUAGACAUCCAUGCUGCAGUUCUUCAUAGAAACAGUAUCACAUGCCUGAUAACCUUUAACUAGAAUAUAACCUUAAACUACUGAAA